CAACAAAUUUGAUAGGAGUUAUGCUAAAGAUCAGUUUCAAUAUUAUGGUUUUGGACUCAUGUUUGCAAACAGCUUAGACAACUAGAAAGUUAACAUUGGCAGCCAUGUCGGAGUCGGACCUACCGCACCCAACAGGUCUCCAAUCAGCAUCCUUGGAAAAGCUCCGGAAGCUGAUCAUCAAGCUGGAUGUGGCGGUCCCUGUGCGAUUCCGGGUAUCUGGUGAUUCAACGCAAUAUGCUUUGACUGCCCAGGAAUGCCUCCGUAGCUGGGUCAAUUUAUUGCCGCUACCGGUCGGGCUGGGUAUCGGGCCCCAUUGUUGCAUCUAGGUUGGUGGGGGUUAGACUUAGAUGAUCUAUGGCCUCCAUGUGGUUUCGCGAGUGGUUGAGGAAUAUACGCGUAAUCUCUUAUAUGUGCAGGAAUAUAACAUAAUAUAACAGAAUAAAACAGGUUAACAGCUGCUUAUGAACCAGUUAACUCACCCAUCUUGCUGUCCUGUUGCAAGAACAGCUUCCUUGUUCAAUCCCACAUUGUGCUUACUUUGCAUGCAAGUGAGAUGACCCUUUUUUUACGACGUGCUGCUGGACAUCAACCAGAUUCCUCAACUUGUGCGAGAGCUGCAGCUGCGCCCCUGGCCAAUGCUCCAGCUGCUAAGCUUCACUGCCAAACCUACCAGCAGUCAUGGUGGUAGCAGUUCAUCGAACAUCCAGGCGAAAUGGCGAACUUUGUUUUCGGAGUUCUUGAAAAAGAGAUUAAUUUCUCAAGAGAAGGUCCGUGAAAAGGUUCUUUGGAUCCAAGGUCAUGGAGUUGGGCCCCUGUCUGAGAGGGAACAGUAUUUGCUUGCGGCCCAUUGGCAACUUCGCGAGCAGCAUUAUGGGGAGCCAAUCGACCUCCUUCGCUGCAACCUGGUGUGGCAAGUGAACAUGUCCAUUGACCGUUUGGCAUUUCGAGAUGGCGAAUCACCUUGCAUCGUUCCCAACGGCAAGUACAUAUUUCGCGGCUGUGUGCUAACGGCUUCAGACUUCUGUGCCUUGCAGGGCCUGGCCAAAGAAGAUCAAAUCAGAUUUGGAUUGACAAUGCUCAGUCCUAACUUGUUGAGAGAUUGCUGCGGCAACAGCUUUAGCGCCCCAGUCAUUGGGGCAGUUCUUGCAGCGACCUUGCAAAUUUGGCGCGAAACAAAGUUUGUGGCGUACUUGGAUAACUCAUCCCUGGGUUUAAUCCAAGCGCAGACGCGCUCCUGGCACCGGCCGCAUGAGCUACGUCAGCGGAACUCAGCACGAUCGCGGAAAGCCAUGGAGAGUUCGCCGGAAGUGAAGCACAUCGGCCGUCGCUUCAAGAACGGGUUCCGCGAGGGUGGCAGCCCUCCGGCGCGCAAGAAGGUGAGCCAGAAGAAGGACUGA
Molecule: messenger RNA, 1397 nt
Organism: Cladocopium goreaui
Lineage: Eukaryota; Dinophyceae; Suessiales; Symbiodiniaceae
Source: the annotation of a GenBank genome assembly